Messenger RNA from Sorex fumeus (smoky shrew), 2027 nucleotides. RefSeq names its product zinc finger protein 317-like. NCBI's taxonomy places the organism in Eukaryota, Metazoa, Chordata, Mammalia, Eulipotyphla, Soricidae. The transcript is spliced from 7 exons. Bases 226 to 1989 code for a protein of 587 amino acids. Gene Ontology annotation, molecular function: RNA polymerase II cis-regulatory region sequence-specific DNA binding; DNA-binding transcription activator activity, RNA polymerase II-specific. The record is from RefSeq and is a predicted model, not a curated record. Gene Ontology annotation, biological process: regulation of transcription by RNA polymerase II. Gene Ontology annotation, cellular component: nucleus.
GUGAGGCGGAAGCCAUUAUUCUCGGGAGGCGACCACUGCGGGGACGGCUCAUGGGCAGCGCGGGGCCAGUCCUGAGUGUGUCCGAGGCCCCCCAGGGCGAGAGAGAUCGUCCUAGGAACUUUCCUUCGCUUUGGAACCCCGAUUCUGCCGCCAGUCUUACGUCAGCGUGACGACUCUCAGGAACGCCUGGGCUGCCCCUUGGUGCCAGCUCGUCUGCGUGUCCCCAUGAUGGCGGCACUGGGUCUGCCACCCCCGGCCGCUCCGCCCACCCAGGCCCCCGCCUGGAUCCGGAAGACAGAAAUUCCGCUUCCUUCCGGAGACCUUUCCUGCCCCCAGGACGGCGAGCUAUUUGCUUGCAGCGGCCCGGAGCCCCCAAAGCCAACCAGCUUUGGCUCCCAGGGAGCCCUGACUUUCCAGGAUGUGGCCGUGGACUUUACUGAUAAGGAGUGGCCCUUGCUGGACUCAGCCCAGAGGAAGCUCUACAAGGACGUGAUGCUGGAGAACUACAGCAACCUCGCCUCCGUGGGGUACCACCUGGGCAAGCCCAGCCUCAUCUCACACUUGGAGCAGGAGGAGGAGCCGAGACCCAAGGAGCAGGGGGCUCAGCCCGGCGCCCGUCCGGAUUGGGGGCCCCCCUCCAAGUCCCGCUGGGCCCUUCUCAUGGAGGACAUUUUCGGGAAGGAGACCCCUGGCGCUGUGGAGGAGGUGAGGAUGGGGGGGACUGCAGAGAGGGGGCAGCUGCAGAUCCGGGGUGGUGGCUACGCCCCGCUGUUGGGGGCCCUGGGCCCGAGCCCCGACCGCCCUCCGACCGCCGCCCCCCAGCGCCCGGGCCAGGACACGGACCUCAAGCCCCCGCCGGGCCGCAAGAUGCACGAGUGCCAGCAGUGCCGCAAGGCCUUCACCACCAGCGCCUCCCUCACCCGCCACCGGCGCAUCCACACGGGCGAGAAGCCGUACGCGUGCGGGGCCUGCGGCAAGGCCUUCAACGACCCGUCGGCGCUGCGCAGCCACGCGCGCACGCACCUGGCCGAGAAGCCGUUCGCCUGCGGCCAGUGCGCGCAGGCCUUCCGCACACUGUCGGCGCUGCGCAUCCACACGCGCGUGCACACGGGCGAGCGGCCCUACCGCUGCGAGCAGUGCGGCAAGGCCUACGGCCGCAGCUGCCACCUGGUGGCCCACCGGCGCAGCCACACGGGCGAGCGGCCCUACGCCUGCCGCGACUGCGGCAAGGCCUUCCAGCACCCGUCGCACCUCAAGGAGCACGCGCGCAACCACACGGGCGAGAAGCCCUACGCGUGCGGCCAGUGCGGCCAGGCGUUCCGCUGGAAGUCCAACUUCAACCUGCACCGCAAGAACCACGCGGCGCCGCGGACCUACGCGUGCCGCGACUGCGGCAAGGCCUUCGGCGACCCGCGCGCCCGGCGGCGCCACAUGCGCGCGCACAGCGUCAAGAAGCCCGUGGAGUGCCCGCAGUGCGGCAAGGCCUUCCGCAACCAGUCGGUGCUGAAGACGCACAUGAACUCGCACACGGGCGAGCGGCCCUUCGCCUGCGAGCUGUGCGGCAAGGCCUUCGGCGCCAGCUCCAACCUCACGGCGCACCGCAAGAUCCACAGCCGCGAGCGGCGCUACGAGUGCGCAGCCUGCGGCAAGGUCUUCGGCGACCACCUGGCCCGCCGGCGCCACAUGAGCGCGCACCUGGCCAAGCCGCGCGUGGAGUGCGGCCAGUGCGGCAAGGCCUUCCGCAACCAGUCCACGCUGCGCACGCACAUGCGCAGCCACACGGGCGAGAAGCCCUACGCGUGCGAGCACUGCGGCAAGGCCUUCAGCAUCGGCUCCAACCUCACGGUGCACCGGCGUAUCCACACGGGCGAGAAGCCCUACGCCUGCCCGGCCUGCGGCAAGGCCUUCAGCGACCACUCCUCGCUGCGCAGCCACAUCAAGACCCACCGCGGCGAGAAGCUCUACGUGGCCCCCAAGCGGCUGCAGUGAGGGGGCCGCUGGGCCAGGGGCGAGGGGCCGGGGCGCGG